Molecule: messenger RNA, 1173 nt
Organism: Iphiclides podalirius (scarce swallowtail)
Lineage: Eukaryota; Metazoa; Arthropoda; Insecta; Lepidoptera; Papilionidae
Source: the annotation of a GenBank genome assembly
AUGUGUGAUAAUAACAGUCCUUCGACGCAAAGUAUAGCGGACUACUUAGCUCAGUUGCUCAAAGACAGGAAGCAACUGGCUGCGUUCCCGAAUGUUUUCAUGCACAUGGAACGACUUUUGGAUGAAGAAAUAGCCAAAGUGCGCGCGAGUUUAUUCCAAAUAAAUGGAGUCAAGAAAGAGCCCCUCAUCCUACCAGAGCCCGAAGGCGUUGUCACCACACUAACAGAAAAAGUAUACGUGCCAGUUAAAGAACAUCCAGAUUUCAACUUCGUGGGAAGGAUCUUAGGGCCGAGAGGUAUGACCGCGAAGCAGUUGGAGCAGGAAACGGGCUGCAAAAUCAUGGUCAGAGGAAAAGGCUCCAUGAGAGAUAAGAAAAAGGAGGACGCCAACAGGGGCAAGCCCAACUGGGAGCACCUAGCUGAUGACCUCCACGUGCUUCUCACAGUUGAAGACACGGAGAACAGGGCAAAGAUCAAACUUGCCAGGGCCGUUGAGGAGGUCAAACGCCUCCUUGUUCCCCAAGCGGACGGGGAGGACGAGCUGAAGAAGCGCCAGCUGAUGGAACUGGCCAUCAUCAACGGCACCUACCGCGACUCCAGCGCGAAAGCCGUCGUGCCAGUCAACGGUCAGUGCCUCAUAACGGACGAGGAGUGGCGGCGCGUGGCGGCCGCCGCGGCCGAGACGCAGCGGCUGCUCGCGCCGGGCGGCGGCGUGGCCGGCGUCGGCGGCGUGGCGCUGCGCACGCAGGCCCCGCUCGGGGCGCCCCUGAUCCUGUCGCCGCGCAUGUCCGGCCCCGGGGCGCAGGCGGGCCUGCUGAACGGCACCGGCGCCAGCGCGGCCGGCCUGCUCUCGCCCGGCGAGCCCGCCCACCAGCUGAUCUACGCGUCGCCGUACGCUGACUACGCGAACUACGCGGCGCUCACCGCCGCCGCCAACCCGCUGCUCACCGCCGAGUACGCGGCCGCCGACCACACCGCGUCGAGGUGUGGUGCGGAGGGCGGGUCGGCUCGCGCAAGUGAGGGAGCACCCUUACCAGCGCACUGCCUUACCGGCGCCUUAAUUCCCGCCAAAACGCUCUCGCGCCGCCAUUUUGUUCACAAGGAGAGUGCUAACGGCGCUGAGGAACUAACAGGAGAAGCGGCCGCCCGCCCCGCGGAGACCCUAGCCGCCGCG